GUCCUUUGAGGGAUUCUAUGUGAUUUACACUUGACUUCAUUUGGGGAACUGAUAGCCUCUGUGAUCUACCAAGCAACUAAACUAUUUUGGCCUGACUGCUUGCUCUCUUCUCUGAGUAUCAGAUUUAAGAGGAAAAGAACAAGAGAGGAAACCACACACAGACCAACAGAUCACAUCCACCUGUCCACAGAAGUUACAGAUGAGGUUGCAUCAGAAUCCUCAGCCGCUUGCCUGUCCUCAGAUGACUGCAGAAUGGAGCCUGGUGCUGGUCCUUUCAUCGAAGCCACAGUCCCGAAGGUUCUCCAUGAUGAGCUGAAACUCAAGUACAGCCAACUUUCUGCAGAGUGUGUCAACCUGCGUUCAGAGAUCAACAAACUGAAAUCAGAGAAGGAGGAACUAAAGGAAACACUCAGAAAAACACAGUUUUCCUUUAGCUCUAUCAAGAGCAAAGCGGUGCAUGUUCUGUUUUUCACAGGUCUGACCAGUGUCAUUUUUGAGUGGUUGAUUCAGAAACUUAAAGGCAGUGUAGAGGUUGUGCGUAGCUCUAUGAACCUAGAGGACCAUCUAUUAGUUACCCUAAUGAAACUAAGAUUAGGACUCAGCAACAAGGAUAUUGCUUUUAGAUUUAAUGUCACAGAAUGUGACGUCUCGAAAAUUUUGAGAAGUUGGCUCCCUGUCAUGUCUGCGACUUUAAAACCUCUCAUUAAGUGGCCAAGCAAGUAUGCAAUAUUAAAGAAUAUGCCAAAAUGUUUUAAACCUAAAUAUAAGCGUUGCAGGUGCAUUAUUGACUGCACAGAAAUUUUUAUAAACAGACCCACAAAUUUAACCUCCAGAGCCCAGACGUACUCAACUUAUAAAAGCCACAACACUGUAAAAUAUUUAGUUGGCAUGUCACCUGCAGGAGCCAUUACUUUUCUGUCGGCAGGUUGGGGCGGGCGUGUUUCCGAUAAACAAAUUACAGCAGAGUCUGGAUUUUAUGACCUUCUAGAGCAUAAUGAUGAGAUUCUAGCAGAUCGUGGUUUUACCAUCAGAGAUGAGCUUGCCACACGCGGUGCCACCCUUAAGAUCCCUCACUUUACCAAAGGUAGGAAGCAGCUCUCUGCUCAAGAAGUUGACACAUCAAGGCGUUUGUCUAAUGUGAGAAUACACAUUGAAAGAGUAAUUGGUAGAUGGAAAAACUUCAAAAUUCUGACAACUGUUAUUCCACUCACACAGGUUGACCUCUUAGAUGACAUGGUGAUUGUGUGUGGAGCAUUAACAAACCUCUGUAAAUGCAUAGUCCCAAGAAGAUAACUUGGAGUGGUUAACUUUUUUUUUUUAAUUAUUA
Molecule: messenger RNA, 1327 nt
Organism: Rhinichthys klamathensis goyatoka
Lineage: Eukaryota; Metazoa; Chordata; Actinopteri; Cypriniformes; Leuciscidae
Exons: 2
Coding region: 253-1293 (346 amino acids)
Source: RefSeq, a predicted model, not a curated record